AUGUCGGAUUUUUACUACUAUCCGUCACCGCCAUACAGUGAUGACCUGCGCUCGCCCAGUCCGAAUCAGGUUUCAGGCCGCUUUGGCACGGCUGAGUACAUUCCACUGACCUCGCUGCGAUACGUCCGUAAUUUACCCAACUACAAAAUUGUCAACAUCAGGGUGGAAACUUGUGAACGGAUCGCAAUGCCACCUUGGAUUCAACCGGCGGUCUGUCCCGCCGGCACCGAAAUAACAAUAAGCGAGCCAAAACCGAGGAAAUCCGGAAAGAGAAGAAAACAGUUACCACCGGUGAUUCGAAGGAAGCGCCGUCUCGCGGCAAAUGCUCGCGAAAGAAAACGGAUGCACGCGAUGAAUGAGGCGUUCGAUCGGUUGCGACAGUAUUUGCCCACGAUCGGUAACGAUCGGCAGCUAUCCAAGCACGAGACACUGCAGAUGGCUCAGAGUUAUAUCACGGCUCUCAGUGAGCUGCUGAAGUGAACGGAAUGUGUGUGCGUAUG
Topomyia yanbarensis is the source of this 500-nucleotide messenger RNA. RefSeq names its product transcription factor atoh7-like. Gene Ontology annotation, molecular function: protein dimerization activity. NCBI's taxonomy places the organism in Eukaryota, Metazoa, Arthropoda, Insecta, Diptera, Culicidae. Bases 1 to 480 code for a protein of 159 amino acids. The transcript has a single exon. The record is from RefSeq and is a predicted model, not a curated record.